Eupeodes corollae is the source of this 394-nucleotide messenger RNA. It is a transcript of the gene COX7AL2, whose product is annotated as cytochrome c oxidase subunit 7A1, mitochondrial. The coding region runs from base 115 to 303 and encodes 62 amino acids. The record is from RefSeq and is a predicted model, not a curated record. The transcript is spliced from 3 exons. Gene Ontology annotation, biological process: mitochondrial electron transport, cytochrome c to oxygen; mitochondrial respirasome assembly; regulation of oxidative phosphorylation. Lineage: Eukaryota; Metazoa; Arthropoda; Insecta; Diptera; Syrphidae.
AUCUAUUUUUGCAAGUGUUAAAUGUCUUUGCGAGUAUUUAUAGACCAUUAGUUACAUCAAAAUCAUUGCAGGUGCAUCUUUUAUUUUAUUGUGCUAUUAAGUGACUUCGCAAAAAUGGCACUUGAUGAGAAACUAGCUGCUAACUACAAAAAAUUCCAGGCUCCCAAUGGUGUUCCUGUAUUCCUUAAGGGAGGACCAGCUGAUAAGGCUCUGUUUGGCUUGACAAUGGCUCUCUGCGGAUUGGGACUUAUCAAUAUUGUCAAAAUGACAUACGACUUGGGAUUCAAAAAGAAGUCAGGUUAAAUAUGUGCAUAAUGUACCUACAUAUAAUCAUCAUGUAUUAUGUUUAAAAAAAAGACUUCUAUUAAAUAAGAAUAGUGUUUUAAAAAUUUAA